Messenger RNA from Strongylocentrotus purpuratus (purple sea urchin), 1764 nucleotides. RefSeq names its product U4/U6 small nuclear ribonucleoprotein Prp4 (gene prpf4). Gene Ontology annotation, cellular component: U4/U6 x U5 tri-snRNP complex. Bases 92 to 1600 code for a protein of 502 amino acids. Gene Ontology annotation, molecular function: U6 snRNA binding; protein binding; U4 snRNA binding. The record is from RefSeq and is a predicted model, not a curated record. The transcript is spliced from 15 exons. Gene Ontology annotation, biological process: mRNA splicing, via spliceosome. NCBI's taxonomy places the organism in Eukaryota, Metazoa, Echinodermata, Echinoidea, Camarodonta, Strongylocentrotidae.
AUGAAUUUCUAAUCACUAUCUUCUACCAUAUUUGCGACGGCGCACAAACGUGAAAUACUGUGAACCACCACAAUCAAGGGACUGAUUCAAGAUGUCUGAGGAGGAUGGACUAUCCGCCUUGAAGAAGCCGAGGGUUCACUAUGGCACACUGGAGGAGCAUCUCAAGAAAACUGGUGUGUCAGAUGCCACCGGCAUCGUUCUUGAAGCUGGCAACAUAAACAUGUCUGCCGGUGAAACAUUUGACAUGGAGGAACAUAUCAGUGAAAGAAGGAAAGAAUUAUUGGCAGAGUUUGAAAGAAGAAGAAAGGCAAGGCAAAUCACAGUUUCAACAGAUGAUUCCGAAGUAAAGGCACAGCUUAGGAAAUAUGGAGAACCUAUCUGUCUGUUUAGUGAGGGCCCAGCUGAAAGAAGAGAGAGGCUACGCCAUCUUCUUGCUGCUCUGGGGGAGAUGGCUGACCAAGACAAACAAGCCAAGAAAGCCAACAAAGAGAAAGCCAAAGACGGAGAAGCGGAGAAACAAACUACAUGGUAUCAUGAGGGCCCAGCCAGUUUGAAAAAUGCCAGACUUUGGAUCGCUGAGUAUUCAUUACCAAGAGCCGACAAGAGAUUAGAAGAAGCUAGAGAAGCCAUGAGGAUCCCUGAAUCACAGACCAAUGCCAGAAGACAGGAACUGCACAGAAAGGCCAGGAGUCUAACAGCAAUAGGUAGUCAGAUUGGAGACACAAGGCCCAUCUCUUAUUGUCGUUUCAGCCCUGACUCAAGACUACUUGCCACAGCAUCAUGGAGUGGUCUUAUCAAGCUGUGGACAUCACCAGACUUCAGUCAUUACAAGACACUGAGAGGCCAUAAUGCCCAUGUGGGUUGUGUGGUGUUCCAUCCUCAGGCGACGCUCUCACUCUCACCCAACGCUUGCUGUAUGGCUUCGUGCUCAGCCGAUGGUGCAGUCAAACUCUGGAGCUUUGAAAGUGAGGAACCCGUUGCUAACAUAGAAGGGCACGAAGCCAGGGUAAGCAGAGUAGAGUAUCAUCCAUCGGGCAGAUUCCUAGGCACAGCAUGCUUUGACUCCUCCUGGAGACUGUGGGACCUGGAGGUGCAGGAGGAGAUUCUCCACCAGGAGGGGCACAGUAAAGCCGUCUACUCCAUCGACUUUCAGAAGGAUGGUGCCAUAUGUGCUACAGGUGGUAUGGAUGCAUUCGGUAGGUUAUGGGAUCUGAGGACGGGCCGUUGUAUCAUGUUCCUUGAAGGUCAUCUCAAGUCGGUACUUGCUGUCAACUUCUCACCGAACGGCUAUCAGCUAGCUACUGGAAGCGAGGAUAAUACAGCUAAGAUAUGGGACAUGAGACAGCGGAAAGUACUCUAUACCAUCCCUGCACAUCAGAAUCUGAUUACGGGACUCAAGUUCCAAGGUACUACUGGAGACUACCUCAUUACAUGUUCAUACGAUGGCACAGCCAAGGUAUGGGCACAUCCAGGCUGGUCACCUCUCAACACGCUGGCAGGGCAUGAUGGGAAGGUAAUGUGCGUCGACCUUUCACCCGAUGAGAAAUACAUAGCAACAUCUUCGUUUGACAGGACAUUCAAAUUGUGGGCACCAGAGUGAAACAAAGUGUGAUUUUUUAUUACUCUUUUUUGUUUUUCUUCUUCCACCUUGGAACUGUGCACCAAAGUUAAGGAUAAAGUUAAGUUCUGGUUAAAAAAAGAAAAUGAAUUCUCAAACGAAACUUACACUUAAUAUUCAAGAUUACAAAUAAAUGUCAUUUGCCA